AUGAAAAGUUCCCGAAACAUCUCUAAUAUCUACGCUACUGACAGAAAUCUAAAGAUGUCUAUUCUGGGAUUAAAGAAGAAGCAACCAAAGACGUUUAAAGUCAAAGUUAUAACUAUGGAUGCAGAGAUGGAGUUCAGUUGUGAGGUAAAGUGGAAAGGUAAAGAUCUAUUUGAUUUGGUUUGUCGAACUGUCGGUUUGAGGGAGACCUGGUUCUUUGGACUCCGAUACACAGUAAAAGACACAUACGCCUGGUUGAAACCCGACAAAAGAGUUUUGGAUCAGGAAGUUCCCAAAGAUUCACCAAUAACGUUUCAUUUUUUGGCUAAAUUCUUCCCUGAAAAAGUAGAAGAAGAAUUGGUCCAAGAAAUUACACAGCAUCUUUUCUUCUUACAGGUGAAAAAACAAAUACUAGAAGAAGAAAUACUAUGUUCCCCUGAAGCGUCGGUUCUCCUCGCCUCAUACGCCGUCCAAGCAAAAUACGGAGACUAUGACCCCAACUUUCACAAACCCGGUUUUCUGGCUCAGGACGAGCUGCUCCCAAAGAGGGUGCUGAUGCAGUAUCAGAUGACAGCUGACAUGUGGGAGGAGAAGAUCACAGCUUGGUAUGCAGAGCACCGAGGCAUCGCCAGAGACGAGGCGGAGAUGGAAUACCUGAAGAUCGCACAAGACCUGGAGAUGUACGGCGUGAGCUACUUUGCAAUAACGCAAAACAAAAGGGACACAGAUCUGCUGCUGGGAGUGGACGCUCAGGGCCUUCACAUCUACAGCCCCAACAGCAAACUCAACCCCAACAAGUCCUUUCCCUGGAGCGGCAUCCGCAACAUCUCCUACAGCGAGAAAGAGUUCACCAUCAAGCCUCUAGACAAGAAGAAAGACGUCUUCAAAUUCUACUCGUCUCAGCUACGAGUCAACAAGCUGAUCCUGCAGCUGUGCAUCGGGAACCACGACCUGUUCAUGAGGAGGAGGAAGGUGGACUCUAUAGAGGUGCAGCAGAUGAAGGCUCAGGCCAAAGAGGAGAAGGCUCGAAAAAAGAUGGAGCGGCAGAUCCUGGCUCGAGAGAAGCAGAUGCGGGAGGAGGCGGAGCGGGCGAAGGAGGAAAUGGAGCGGAGACUUUUCCAGCUGCAGGACGAGGCGCGACUCGCCAACGAGGCUCUGCUGCGUUCGGAGGAGACGGCUGACCUCUUGGCGGAGAAGGCCCAGAUCGCGGAGGAGGAGGCCAAGCUGCUGGCCCACAAAGCCGCGGACGCCGAGCAGGAGCGGCAGCGGCUGGAGGUGACGGCGCUGAAGACCAAAGAGGAGAAAAGACUGAUGGAGCAGAAGAUGAGGGAGGCGGAGCAGCUGGCCGUCAAACUGGUGGAGCAGUCAGAGCGGAGGUUAAAAGAGGCGGACCAUCUGAAGCAGGACCUGACCGAAGCCAAGGAUGCGGAGCGCCGAGCCAAACAGAAGCUGCUGGAGAUCACCAAAACGACCUACCCGCUCAUCGCCGCCUACUCUGCGCCUCCUGCUCCUCCUCCUCCUCCUCCCGAAGCCUCAAACAUCUCAUACGAUUCCACCUCCAUGCGUUUGGACUUCAAAGACCCCGACAUGAAGAGACUGUCCAUGGAAAUCGAGAGGGAGAGGCUGGAGUACAUGGAAAAGAGCAAACACCUGCAGGACCAGCUGAAGGAGCUCAAGACCGAGAUCGAGUCCUUGAAGCUGGAGGAGCAGCAGCAGCAUCAGCAGCAUCAGCAGCAGCAGCAGCAGCAGCAGGGCGGCCACUUCCACCCGGACCCCCGCGGAUACCACCCAGAGCAACAAUACGCUCCUCACAGUAACAGGAACUCGGCGUACAUGUCACAAACGGCCUUUUAUGAAGAAGUUUGA
Messenger RNA from Knipowitschia caucasica, 1863 nucleotides. NCBI's taxonomy places the organism in Eukaryota, Metazoa, Chordata, Actinopteri, Gobiiformes, Gobiidae. The record is from the annotation of a GenBank genome assembly.